This is a messenger RNA of Oncorhynchus kisutch (coho salmon), 2489 nucleotides long. RefSeq names its product deoxyribose-phosphate aldolase. Gene Ontology annotation, molecular function: deoxyribose-phosphate aldolase activity. Gene Ontology annotation, cellular component: cytoplasm. Gene Ontology annotation, biological process: carbohydrate catabolic process; deoxyribonucleotide catabolic process. The record is from RefSeq and is a predicted model, not a curated record. Lineage: Eukaryota; Metazoa; Chordata; Actinopteri; Salmoniformes; Salmonidae.
AGGGGGGCGGUAACUAUACAUUCAGGAAGAGGUCCAUGGACUGUAAACUCUGCUAGCUUGCUAGGUGAAUCCGAUGGAAAAAUAACUCCGUUUGGUCGUUAAAUCGUCGUUAACCAUGUCUGCAAGAAACCCGGGCAUGCCCCUUGACCUGGAAUGGGUGUCCAAGGUGCGGGUGAACACCCAGGCAGUGCUGAAGAGAGCUCAGCAGAUCCAAGGACGCAAUAAGAACAAGAAACAGUGGCAGGCGGCGUGGCUGCUGCGGGCGGUGACCUGUAUUGACCUGACGACCCUGGCCGGUGACGACACGCCCGGCAACGUCCACCGGCUGUGUAUGAAAGCGACCCAGCCGGUACGCUACGACUUGCUGAAGAGCAUGGACAUGCAGGAACAAAGGUAGUGGGGUGUGACUACUGCAGCGGUGUGCGUGUACCCGUCUCGUGUGGCUGAUGCUGUGAAGUCCCUGAAAGCAGCCAACUCCAGCCUACCUGUCGCCUCCGUGGCGACCGGUUUCCCUGCAGGCCAGACCUCUCUGAAGACCAGGCUGGAGGAGGUCCGUAUGGCUGUAGAGGAUGGAGCUAUGGAGAUAGAUAUAGUCAUUAACAGGACUCUGGCCCUCACUGGCCAGUGGGAAGCCAUGUAUGAGGAGGUGUGUCAGUUCAGAGAGGCCUGUGGGGAGGCUCACAUGAAGUCCAUCCUGGCUAUAGGAGCUGGGACCUACACCAAUGUCUACAAGGCUAGUCUGGUGGCUAUGAUGGCUGGGUCGGACUUCAUCAAGACGUCAACAGGGAAGGAGUCUGUCAACGCUACCUACCCUGUCGCCAUAGUGAUGGUCAGAGCCAUCCGGGACUACUUCCUGAAGACUGGACAUAAGGUUGGAUUUAAGCCUGCUGGUGGGAUCCGUACAGCCAAGGAGUCGUUGGUGUGGCUGACUCUGAUGAAGGAAGAGCUGGGAGACGAGUGGCUGAGCCCUCGCCUCUUUAGACUGGGGGCUAGUAGCCUGCUGGCUGACAUAGAGAGACAGAUCUACCAUCACGUGACUGGUCGCUACGCAGCCUAUCACCAGAUGCCCAUGGCCUGAAACCACGGUUACCAUUUCCAAAGUGACCAAUCCGAAACCUCACCCGAACCAGCCUAUCGCUGUGCAGAAUUCUUACAGGUUUCGUGGAAGAUAUCUCUGUUGCUGGACUUGUCAGGAAUGUGUUAAUUUGAGAUGAUGAUUACUGUGUACAGUACUACUGGUAUAUCUGUCAUUUUACUGUGUACAGUACUACUGGUAUAUCUGCCAUUUUACUGUGUACAGUACUACUGGUAUAUCUGACAUUUUACUGUGUACCAGACAUACAGUACUACUGGUAUAUCUGCCAUUUUACUGUGUACAGUACUACUGGUAUAUCUGCCAUUUUACUGUGUACAGUACUACUGGUAUAUCUGAUAUUUUACUGUGUACAGUACUACUGGUAUAUCUGAUAUUUUACUGUGUACAGUACUACUGGUAUAUCUGCCAUUUUACUGUGUACAGUACUACUGGUAUAUCUGACAUUUUACUGUGUACCAGACAUACAGUACUUCUGGUACAUCUGCCAUUUUACUGUGUACAGUACUACUAAUAUAUCUGACAUUUUACUGUGUACAGUACUACUGGUAUAUCUGAUAUUUUACUGUGUACAGUACUACUAGUAUAUCUGAUAUUUUACUGUGUACAGUACUACUAGUAUAUCUGACAUUUUACUGUGUACCAGACAUACAGUACUUCUGGUAUAUCUGCCAUUUUACUGUGUACAGUACUACUGGUAUAUCUGAUAUUUUACUGUGUACAGUACUACUGGUAUAUCUGAUAUUUUACUGUGUACAGUACUACUGGUAUAUCGGCCAUUUUACUGUGUACAGUACUACUGGUAUAUCUGACAUUUUACUGUGUACAGUACUACUGGUAUAUCUGUCAUUUUACUGUGUACAGUACCACUGGUAUAUCUAAUAUUUUACUGUGUACAGUACUACUGGUAUAUCUAAUAUUUUACUGUGUACAGUACUACUGGUAUAUCUGUCAUUUUACUGUGUACCAGACAUACAGUACUACUAGUAUAUCUGACAUUUUACUGUGUACAGUACUACUGGUAUAUGUCAUUUUACUGUGUACAGUACUACUGGUAUAUGUCAUUUUACUGUGUACCAGACAUACAGUACUUCUGGUACAUCUGCCUCUUUGUGCCUUGAGACAGAUGGCCAGUAUGGUUUCAUCUAGUCCCCAUCCAAACAAUGUGAAACUAUGACGCUGUAUGAAUUGAGUGUUGAUGAGUCCGUCUUAAUGAACCAUUUUUAAAUUGUGGUUGUUUUGAGAGUACUAUAUUAUAGACGAUAUAAAACUCUUUAAUUCAGUAUUUCUAUUGCCGUUGUCGUUGGUAAUGAAAGAUUGCCACCCAUUCUAAUCAUGUCUGUCUGGACAUUUUGUUGAGAGAUGUUGGAGUGUGAUUAAAGAACAUCAGACAUUA